This is a messenger RNA of Pantherophis guttatus, 966 nucleotides long. The record is from RefSeq and is a predicted model, not a curated record. Lineage: Eukaryota; Metazoa; Chordata; Lepidosauria; Squamata; Colubridae.
UUUAAAAUGCAUUCAUUCCGCUCCAUCCUCGGAUGCAUACGGCGUGGGGAUCUCAUGCAAUCAAUCGACAUCAAGGAAGCCUAUCUCCACGUGCCAAUACACCCAUGUCAGAGACGCUUCCUCUGCUUCGCUUACGACAAAUGGCAUUUUCAAUACAAGGCCAUGCCGUUUGGACUGUCCUCGGUACCGAGGACGUUCACAAAGAUUCUAGCGGCCUUGGCGGCUUCGUUGAGGGAGUGAUCCAUCUGCAUUGUUUGUUACCUGGACGAUAUUCUGCUUUUGUGGGCCUCUCCUCCCCAGGCACAUCGGGACAGACAGACUGUUAUUCAUAUCCUGCAGAGCCAUGGUUUCGUCCUCAAUUUAGACAAGAGCCAUCUUUCUCCAACGAUGACCAUUCUACACCUGGGGGCGAUUAUAGAUUCUUUACAAGGCCGUGUAUUUCUCUCCCCGGACUGCCAGACCAGUAUCAGGGACAUUGUACACCGGAUUCUAUCAAUGACCUCUGUGCCACUCCACUUGUUGUCCCAAAUCUUGGGAAAGUUCAUUUCUUGCAUUCACAUUGUGCCGUGGGCUCGCCGCCACUCCCGUCAACUGCAGUGGUUCCUGCUUCCUUUUCAACGGACAGGUCAGUCAGAAUCAUUAACCAAAGUUCUGGUCCCCCGUCGUGUGCGGGAGUCUCUUCGCUGGUGGGUCUUUCCGGCGCUUCAAUCCGGGACUCUCUUCCUCGAGCCUCAGCGAGUUACAAUUACCACGGAUGCCAGCCUAUAUGGCUGGGGCGCACACCUGGACUUGACUCUUGCGCAAGGGACUUGGUCCCCUCUGGAACGACAACACAGUAUCAACUGGUCAGAACUACGGGCGGUGAGACUCCGCCUCAAUAUCAAGAAAACUGAGUACUUAGACACUGUCAUCACCCCUGGAAUGAAAGGAAGGAAGGAAGGAAGGAAGGAAGGAAGGAAGGAAGGA